CCUUCUCAUAGCAGCCAGAAAUGGUGCUUCAUCGGGCCAUCCAGGCGGCACGAGCAGGGGAUCUUGGAACCCUGAGGGAGCUGGAGACGUCUGGUCACCUCUCACCAACCAUCACCGACACUCAGGGUGCCAGCCCGGUGCACCACGCGGCCAGGUGCGGACGCCUGGAGUGCCUGCAGUUCCUGGUGAGCGAGCUGGGUCUGGCAGCUGAUCUCCGGGCCUUGAACAGGGCCACGCCAGCACAUGACGCAGCAGCCACGGGCCACAUCCGGGAGCUGCGAUGGCUGGUGGACCAGGGAGGCUGCAACAUUGAGGAUAGGGACGCUGCCGGUGCCACAGCCCUUCACCUCGCGGCUCGGUUCGGUUGCGUGGAGGUCAUCACGUGGCUGCUGUCAGUCGGAGGACUGGCCGAGGUGGAGACAAACUGUGGAGCAGUUCCCGCUCACUACGCUGCAGCCAAAGGAGACCUCAGCUGUUUGAAACUACUCAUUCAGCAGGCGCCUGGGUGUGUAAACCACCAGACAGGGAUCGGUGCUACCCCGCUCUACCUGGCCUGUCAGGAGGGACAUCUGGAUGUUGUAGAGUAUCUUGUUAAAGACUGCGGGGCUGACGUCCACCUGAGGGCUCAUGAUGGCAUGACCUGCCUGCAUGCUGCUUCUCAUAUGGGCCACCAAACUGUGGUGGUGUGGCUGGUGACCUCUACUGAUGUCAGCAUGUCCAGCCAGGACAGAGACGGAGCAACUGCUCUGCACUUUGCGGCCAGCAGGGGGCACUAUUGCAUCUUGGAGAGGCUUCUUCACUUGGGUUCAAAGGUCAUCACAGAUUACUGGGGAGGGACCCCACUUCAUGAUGCUGCAGAGAAUGGAGAGAUGAAGUGCUGUAGAAUCCUUUUAGCCAAUCAAGCGAACCCUUCAGAUCAAGAUAUUGAUGGGUUCACAGCAGCAGACUUGGCAGAGUACAACGGACACUGUGAAUGUGCCACAUAUCUCCGUGUCAUGGAGAAAAACACGCUGCAGACAGAUACACUCAUUGAGGUAAUCCCUCCAGUGGGGGAAGAAGAGAAGGUUAAAUCCACUGUGCUGUUGCAGCGCAGCAAGGACGACUACUACGGCAGCUUGAGUGACACAUGCAGUGACAGUCACAGCAGCAACACACACAUGGAUAGUUUAAAGCAACCUGAGAGUGGAGAGCCCCCGCAGGCCAGAUACCCUCAGCCCCCGUCUGCACCUCCUUUACCCUCCGCUUCGUCCACACCUGCCCAGCCGGUGAAAUCCACAGUCAACAGAUUAGAGCAGGUUCAAAUUGCAACAUCUGUUAUUAAAGGUUUCAAUCAGCCCAAUGCAGCUCUGAGUGAGAUAACUGCUGAUAAGAGCAUAAUGCCUGAUACAAACCUCCUGGCUGAAAGAAAUCUACUUGGCAACAUGAAGUCCAUUAAAUCUCUGAAGCAAUCGGGAUUAUCAGGAGUCUUCACUGGACAUGCAAAUAAAAUGGUUGUCCUGCCCACCGAGGAGGCCAACCUGUCAGACAUCGACUAUCUGGUCCCCACACAUGAUGAGAGAGGCCGUCCCAUUGCCGAGUGGAAGAGGCAAGUGAUGGUGAGACAGCUGCAGACCAGGCUGCUGGACGAGGAGGAUCAGAGGAGGAAGGAAAAUGGGAACAGAUAUGCCAAAGUCAGCUGGAGGUACUCCCAAGCCCACAAUGCCAUCCUGGGGCCCUCUGGUGAGCUGCUGACUGAGGAUGACCUCAUCUAUCUGGAGCAGCAGAUUGCCAAUGUCUCCAUGCAGAGGAAAAGUGAAGGCUAUGAGCUGGAGCUGGCUCGACUGGCUGAGGAGCUGAGGCACAUUCUGCCAGCACCAAUAGUCAACAUCACUGUCAACACGCAGUUCAGAAACUUCACGAGUCAUGUUCCUCUACCCGUGUGGUGUGGUCGCAUCUCGGGCAUCGUGAAGAGCAUGUCUCUGCUCAUGACCAACCUGACAGACCAGCCCCACUGCAAGAUGCCCAACACCGACCUGAUCACAGUGUUCUCCCAGUCCCCAGAAAGACAGAACUCCACCAGAGGACGUAGGGAGAGGAUCAAGGAUGAGAUCCAUGAGUUUGGAGUGUCUGUGAGGACUCUGAAGUGUAAUUUUGAGACACAGAACUCACCUUUGUCAGAUGAGCCAGAGGAACAAGAGGUUGUGUUAAAUUCUUCCUCACAGCUCGAGGCCACAGAGUCAGACAAACAGCCUAAAGUCUUGAAUCCUGCCCAAGAAACAGACCAGAACAGUGAUUCAGGCAUCGACUAUGAUGAAAAUGUUGCAGAUGUUCUGGAGACCACGAGCCUUAGAAAAGAGCGUAUCGUUGUGCUGUUCUUAGGCCACUGGAAGAAAUCUGCCUACACUGUGACACUGAAGAGCAAGGAUGCAGCAGAGAGGAAGAUGAGUGGCGGCAACCAGGGAGUGGGUGAAAAAUCUGUGUCUGAUCGUAGAGGCAGCUUAGAGAGUGCCCAGUCCAAGAUGAUGAACAGUUCUAUGGGACAUUUCUUUAAGCAGAGGAGUGCUGUCAACAAGAUGCUGGGGAACUGGAGGAGCAUGAUCUCCAGUGUCCCUUCCAGACAGAUACGCAGGCUCCACAGGCAGCAGGCCCUCUACUCCCCAGAGCAGUUCCUUCCUCGUCUGGACGGUGCGCCUGUGGAGUAUGACAACCUGACCUUGGAUCUCUUCAUGCUGGGCUACUUUCACAUCCUGGAGUUGGAGCUGCCUGUGGACGAACGCAAAAUUAGGCACCUGCUGUGUUUCGAGGUGUUCGACCACAUCGGGAGCUUUCCCUGGGAAAUGGUCAGGGACUUUCACAAGGCUGUCAUACAGGACAUUGAGGCUGGAAACCGCGAGUGGAAGGAUGGCUUUGAGGACAUUAAAGUAAAGUUCUUUGGAAAUACUCUGAGUAAGCCUGAAAGCACUGUAGAAGUGGUGAAACAUAGUCUCCCAGAGGUUAGACAGGUCCCUAAAGUCAUUGUUCAGACACCUACUCCAGAUGAGGGGAUGGUCUACCGUGGAACUGACAUUUCCAGCUUCAGUAAUGAAGAGAUUUGUAAAUACAUUGAUCGUAGUUUUGCUUUUUGGAAAGAGAAAGAGGCAGAGAUUUUUGAUUUUGAGUAGCUUCCUGGGAUUUUUGAUAUUUUUGUAUGCUUUGUAUGUAGACAUUGUUAGGGCUGGGUAUCAUACAAAAAUUAUUUUUGAUUUGUGUAUUGAAGUGUUGAAAUGGUCAAGUAUUGGAAGUUGGCAAUGAAUGCUCAGCAAGAUUCUUGGCUUUGUUUACGUAUUCUUUGAUUACAUAUUGCCUAAUUUGAUUGAUCAUUUUCUUAAU
This is a messenger RNA of Paralichthys olivaceus (Japanese flounder), 3348 nucleotides long. RefSeq names its product espin like a (gene espnla). Gene Ontology annotation, cellular component: cytoplasm. Gene Ontology annotation, biological process: actin filament bundle assembly. The record is from RefSeq and is a predicted model, not a curated record. Lineage: Eukaryota; Metazoa; Chordata; Actinopteri; Pleuronectiformes; Paralichthyidae. Gene Ontology annotation, molecular function: actin filament binding.